CUUCUCUGCUAUUGCUGUCGUCGUCGUUUUCCCUCAGCUUAUUUUUGCUAACAUUCAACAAUGGCAGCUAGUUCGACGGCGAGGUCUUUCCUUCAAGUUGCAGCCACGGAAGAGGUCGUUUCGCCUCUCCGAGUUGUUCAGAUCGAAGGGCUGGCUAUCUUAAAAAUAAUCAAGCACUGCAAGGAGUUUUCACCGGCUCUGGUUACCGGCCAGCUUCUCGGUUUAGAUGUUGGCAGUGUCCUUGAAGUUACUAACUGUUUCCCUUUCCCGAUCCGCGAGGAGGACGAGGAGAUUGAAGCUGAUGGAGCUAAUUAUCAGCUCGAGAUGAUGCGAUGCCUGAGGGAGGUUAAUGUUGAUAACAACACUGUUGGAUGGUACCAAUCAACGAUUUUGGGUUCAUAUCAGACAGUCGAGCUCAUCGAGACCUUUAUGAAUUAUCAGGAGAAUAUAAGGAGGUGUGUGUGCAUUAUCUACGAUCCUUCAAGGUCUAAUCAAGGUGUCUUGGCUCUCAAGGCUUUGAAGCUAUCUGAUUCUUUUAUGGAACUUUAUCGGACUAAUAACUUUACUGGAGAGAAGUUGAGGGAGAAAAACUUGUCAUGGGUGGAUAUUUUUGAGGAAAUUCCUAUCAAAGUAUCAAAUUCUGCUCUUAUCAGUGCCUUUAUGACUGAACUGGAAUCUGAUACACCAGUCGCACAGUGUGAUUAUGACCGUCUACAAUUGUCAAGUAAUCCUUACAUGGAGAGGAAUAUGGAAUUUUUGAUUGAAUGCAUGGAUGAUUUGUCAAUGGAACAACAGAAGUUUCAAUUUUACUACAGGAAUUUGUCACGUCAACAAGCCCAGCAACAGGCAUGGCUUCAGAAAAGAAGGUCUGAGAACAUGGCACGAAAGGCUGCUGGGGAGGAACCAUUGCCUGAUGAGGACCCCACAAAUCCCAUCUUCAAGCCAAUCCCUGAGCCUUCACGAUUGGAGAGCUUUCUCAUAACAAAUCAAAUUGCUAAUUACUGCAACCAAAUCAACGGUGUUGCUGGGCAGAGCUUUAAUAGAUUGUAUUUAAUGAAGUCGUUGCACGAUAACUGAUCCGGAAACAUCGCAGCAUCGCCCCCUGCAAUGUUUGCAGGUAUGAAAUAUGCAUCGUGGAGAUUAGCUAAAAGCUUUUGCAGUGUCGGAGUAUAAUUAUAAUUUUUAUUUGAAGAUGAAUGUGAUUGAAUUGUUUUUCAAUGCCGUUAUGUUUCACGUUUAAUCCAUUAUCUCAUACACCUAUUUUAUGAAUGGUGGAAUGGAAUCUUUGAAUACAAUUAGUUGUAUUUCACCAC
Messenger RNA from Hibiscus syriacus, 1313 nucleotides. RefSeq names its product eukaryotic translation initiation factor 3 subunit H. Gene Ontology annotation, molecular function: translation initiation factor activity; metallopeptidase activity; protein binding. Gene Ontology annotation, cellular component: cytoplasm; eukaryotic 43S preinitiation complex; cytosol. The record is from RefSeq and is a predicted model, not a curated record. The transcript has 11 exons. Lineage: Eukaryota; Viridiplantae; Streptophyta; Magnoliopsida; Malvales; Malvaceae. The coding region runs from base 61 to 1077 and encodes 338 amino acids.